Molecule: messenger RNA, 1662 nt
Organism: Lachancea thermotolerans CBS 6340
Lineage: Eukaryota; Fungi; Ascomycota; Saccharomycetes; Saccharomycetales; Saccharomycetaceae
Gene: DAL5
Product: allantoate permease
Exons: 1
Coding region: 1-1662 (553 amino acids)
Biological process (GO): tripeptide transport; allantoate transport; dipeptide transport
Cellular component (GO): plasma membrane
Molecular function (GO): dipeptide transmembrane transporter activity; allantoate transmembrane transporter activity
Source: RefSeq, a predicted model, not a curated record
AUGUCCAACGAAAAAUACCAAGAUAACGCGGACGUCAUCCAGCCUAGCAGCUCAGGCACCGACUCCAUCGCGGAGGAGAAAGUGCAGGCGGUGGUAUCAAUGACGCAGGAGCAGAUCGGUGACGUGGAAAACGUGAUCUCGACCAUUGUAUCGCCCUCGGGCAGGGAGGUCAAGAUCACGGGCAAUGUUGACGAUGCGAUGCGGUUGGCGCUGGAGUCAAAGGACCUGGAGAUCACCCCCGAGGAAGAUCGCCGCCUGGUGCGCAAAAUCGACCUCUACAUGUUUCCGCUACUGUGUUUGUUAUACGCUAUCCAGUUCAUGGACAAGAUUUCUAAUGGUUCCGCCGCCAUUAUGGGUCUCAGAGAGGACCUCAAGAUGCACGGCGACCAGUAUUCGUGGGUAGGGUCGGCUUUCUACUUCGGCUACCUAUUUUUCAACCUGGGUCCGGGCCAAUUGAUUUUCCAGAAGACGCGCUGGCUGGCCAAGACUCUGGGAGUUUUUGUCGUAAUCUGGGGUAUGUUUCUAGCGCUGCACGCCGCCCCCUCUGUCAACUACGCUUCUUUCAUUUUCCUGCGUGUCUUGUUGGGCUGUGCCGAGAGUAUGGUCACCCCAUGUUUCACCAUCAUCACAUCUCAAUACUGGAAGAAGGAGGAGCAAUUCAUGAGAGUGUGCUUGUGGUUUGGUUUCAAUGGUCUUGGUGGUAUCUGGGCCAACGCUAUGGCGUACGGUCUUUACAUUAGAAAGGACUCCUACUCCAUCGAGGCCUGGAGAGUUCUUUUCAUCGUCACAGGUCUCAUCACCAUUUUUGUAGGAUUCCUCAUCUUCUUCCACAUCCCUGACGACCCAUCCAAGGCUUGGUUCUUGACCGAACGCGAAAAGCUGAUGGUGGUUGAGAGAAUUAGAGAAAACCAACAGGGUUUUGGCAACCACCGCAUUAAAAAAUAUCAGAUCAAGGAAGCUUUCACUGAUAUCAGAACUUGGUUAUACUUCUUGUUCUCGGUCGGCAACAACAUUCCAAACGGUGGUUUGACAAACUUUAUUAACAUUUUGAUUAAGAACGAGCUCGGCUAUGACACUAAGAAAACCUUGCUUAUGACUAUGCCUACAGGUGCUGUUGAGUUAGUCGCAUGUCCAUUGUUCGGCUACCUAUCUAUUUUAUGUGCUAAGAAGAAAGUUCCAUUCUUGCAGCACAGAACUGCCUGGGGUAUCAUAGCCUCGAGUAUUGCUGUGAUGGCUACCUGUAUGCUCGCCUUUGCUGACAAUUCCAAGAACGCUAAACUUGCAGGUGCUUAUCUUCUUUACGUGGCUCCACUAUCGUUUAUCUGCAUUCUUUCUAUCAUCAGUUCUAACACUCUGGGAUACACGAAGAAGUGGACUGUCUCAUCUAUUAACCUUGUUGCUUAUGCCUCAUCCAACUUGGCUGGCCCUCAAACUUUUAUUGCGAAGCAGGCGCCCAGCUACAAUGGUGCAAAGAUUGCCAUGGUUGUGUGUUACUGUAGUACAGUUGUGGUCUUGAGUGCUCUAUACUAUCUCAACUUUCAAGAGAACAAGAGAAGAGAUCGGAUUGCUGCUGAGAGAGGUCCAGAAAAAACGGUCGUAGAGAACAUGGAGUUCGCGGAUUUGACCGACUUGGAGAACCCUCACUUCAGAUACGCACUGUAA